This is a messenger RNA of Fusarium sp. VM40, 846 nucleotides long. NCBI's taxonomy places the organism in Eukaryota, Fungi, Ascomycota, Sordariomycetes, Hypocreales, Nectriaceae. The record is from the annotation of a GenBank genome assembly.
AUGGGAACGCCUUUCAUUACCUUCCUCGGGCCUAGUAGCCUCGAAGGAUACAAGCGCGGGGCUCCUAUAGAAGAACAGCCACCGACAAUUUCACAGACCUUCCUGGAUGCAAUGGAAGUUCGUGAACAGGUCUUUGUGGAGGAGCAAAAGGUCCCUGCCGAAAACGAGUUCGACGAUGAUGACCCGCGCGCAUGCCACUGGGUAGUAUACGCAAGUAUCAACAAGUUGGAGGAGUUGGAGGUUCGCGACGAGGAGGGCAAUGUGAUGCAGCCCCGGAAGAGCUCGACACGUUCAACACCGAUUGGAACUAUACGACUUGUACCAUUCCCUCAUGACCCGCACCCGAAAGAGGGAGGUAAAUAUUGGAACGGCGUGUUAGAAGGUGAGAACGGCGACAAGAAGGGCCACCAAAAUGGGAAUACGGAUGCGCUUGAAGUGUCUUCAAACAGACCAUACGUUCUAGACCGAGAGACGACAUUCCAUAAUGGGCAGGAACCAUAUGUGAAACUAGGACGCCUGGCAGUCAUUGAAGAGUUUCGAGGGCGUCGUAUCGCUGGACUCCUCGUCAACACUGUACUCAGCUGGCUAAAAGCCAACCCUUCAUACUUUGAUCCCAGCAUCAAAGAGUACGGGCUCGAGCAACUCAACCCGGCCAACUGUGAGCAAACAAUCCCCCAGUGGGCAGGACUAGUGUGCGUCCACGCGCAGUCGCAGGUGGAGGGCUUCUGGAAGAGAUGGGGCUUUGAGGUGGAUGAAGGUAUGGGGACUUGGUCGGAAGAGGGCAUGCCACAUGUUGGUAUGUUUCAGCGACUGGAAAUAGGAGAGAAGACAGUCCGUCUUGAUUAG